AUGGAUUUCGACACGAAAAGGGUGAUCGUCGAUACUCUUCGCUCUAACAGCUACCCCAACAACUUGAUUGGAAGGUUAGUGAAUGAGGAGAGAGGAGUGAGGAGAGCGGAACAAAAUACCACGGACACAGAUAUACAACGAAAAUAUAUGUCUCUAACGUAUGUUCCUGGACUCAGUGAAAGAAUGAAGAGAACUUUUGGACAAUUUUCUAGAGACAUCACACUGAGCCUAAAGUCGCGACACAACACUGGGGUAUUGUACACGAACCUUAAGGACAAGAUACCUAUUUUAGAUAAGUCAAAUAUGAUCUACAAAAUCCCAUGUGAAUGCGGUAGAUCAUAUAUUGGGAGAACCUCACAGAAAUUAUCUACACGUAUUAAACAACACAAACUCACAACCAGAGACAUCACGAAAGAGUCUUCAUCACUUGUACGCCACAUGCGAGAACAGGACCCCAGAUUUGAUUUCGAUGACGUAUCAAUUCUGGACGAGGCACAAUAUUCCCACCAUUUGAACGUCAUGGAGUGUUAUUAUAUUCAACUCUAUCGAACGGGAUCAGUCAAUUGUCGCCAGGAGGGAGCUGAGCUGCACAAUUGCUACAGUCCAGUGAUCUGGGAGGCGUCCAGAAGAUUGUUGCUCUAA
This is a messenger RNA of Phlebotomus papatasi, 642 nucleotides long. RefSeq lists its product as uncharacterized. The coding region runs from base 1 to 642 and encodes 213 amino acids. The record is from RefSeq and is a predicted model, not a curated record. NCBI's taxonomy places the organism in Eukaryota, Metazoa, Arthropoda, Insecta, Diptera, Psychodidae. The transcript has a single exon.